Penicillium robsamsonii is the source of this 4422-nucleotide messenger RNA. RefSeq lists its product as uncharacterized. Bases 1 to 4422 code for a protein of 1473 amino acids. Gene Ontology annotation, cellular component: kinesin complex. Gene Ontology annotation, molecular function: protein binding. The transcript has 7 exons. NCBI's taxonomy places the organism in Eukaryota, Fungi, Ascomycota, Eurotiomycetes, Eurotiales, Aspergillaceae. The record is from RefSeq and is a predicted model, not a curated record.
AUGGCAUCGAUGUCAUUCCCUAGCAACAACCAUGGCAUCCAGGUCGGAGAUCUCCAUCGACUGAGCAACGCGGAUUUCCACCUACCUCCAGAGCGACCGGGAAUCCCACCCAGCCCGUUAUCGACAGUCCCGUUCAAUCGAGAUCCUGACUUUGUGAGCCGCGACAUACUGCUUCAUCGGAUUCACGAGAAAAGCUUGGUCCCUGGGUGUAGGAUAGCUCUUGUCGGCCUUGGCGGUAUUGGGAAAUCGCAACUCGCCAUAGAAUAUUCCUACCGGGUCCGAUCUGAAUCGCCUGAAACAUGGAUUUUCUGGGUCCAUGCGAGUAAUGAAGCCCGAUUUGAGCAAAGUUUCCGGGACAUUGCCGAUAAUAUCAAAAUCUCAGGUCGUCGAGAUCCUAAAGUGAACAUAUUCAAACUGGUCGAAAAUUGGCUUCGGGAUGAGAAGAUCGGGAAAUGGGUCUGUAUCCUUGAUAAUAUCGAUGACGAUCAACUUCUUUCCUCGUCGCCGACGACAAGCAAGGGAGAUGCAAUGGGAGAUCUAAUUAACGCCUCGACCAAACCACUAUUGGAAUAUAUUCCUAGAAGCUUAAAUGGUUUUACUAUUAUCACAAGUCGGACCAGAGAGGUUGCAUUAAAGAUAGUCGAUCACAAGGACCUUAUUGAAGUUAAUCCGAUGGAGAGGUCCGAGGCGCAAGAGCUUCUCCAAAGAAAGCUUGAACAACCAGGGGAAAGCCGGGAGAGUCGACAAUUAGUGGAAGAGCUCGAGUGCAUGCCUCUUGCGAUCGUACAAGCCGCUAGCCAUAUCAAAAUUCGGGCCCCUCGCUAUUCGGUAUCACAAUAUCUAAAAGACUUCCGAAGGAGUGAUCGCAAAGCGAUGAAUCUUCUUAAGAAAGAGGCAGGUCAUCUCUACCGGGACUGGGAAGCAAAAAAUUCCAUUCUAGUAACCUGGCAAAUGUCUUUCGAUUAUAUUCGCCACAAAAAGCCAUCUGCGGCUGGAUUACUUUCUCUAAUGAGUUUUUUCGAUCGACAAGGGAUACCCGAGAAGCUGAUUCGGCAUCAACCCUGUGAUUCAGAGCUCCCUGACGACCCCAGUGCCGGCGAGACAUCUGAAUAUGAUGUGGACCCUGAAUUUGAGGAUAGUAUCACAACAUUGAGAGAUUAUUCAUUCAUAUCUAUCAGCGAGAAUAGCACUUCAUUCACGAUGAAUAAGCUAGUGCAAUUGACUACGCGCGCGUGGUUAAGAUCUCAUGGAGAGAUAGACCAAUGGAGGGAGAAGUUCAUCAGCAAUUUAUACCGAGAAUUUCCUACUGGUCAAUAUAAAAAUUGGGGGAAAUGCCGAUCACUCUUUCCUCACGUUCGAUCAGCGAUGUCUCAACGACCAGAAUCAGUAGAGUCUCUAUUAAAAUGGGCCACUCUACUUUAUAGAGGUGCAUGGUAUGCGUCGGAAAGCGGUAACAUUACGGAUGCGAAAGAGAUGGCAUCAAAAUCAAGACUGGAGAGAAUGAAAAUACUUGGUCUCGAGGAUAAAGAAGCUCUUACAAGUACUGAUAUGCUAGCCAAAGCAUAUUCGCUUGAGGGCUGGUGGAGGGAGGCCGAGCAGCUCAACGUGCAGGUUUGGGUGACUCGUAAGACGAAGCUCAGCGCGGACCAUCCUGAUACGCUGAUGAGUAUGGCUAAUCUGGCAUCCACGUACCGGAAUCAAGGCCGGUGGGAAGAGGCCGAGCGGCUUGAGGUGCAGGUGAUGGAGACUUAUAAGAUGAAGCUUGGCGAGGACCAUCCUGACACGCUGACGAGCAUGAAUAACCUCGCGUCGACAUAUUUAAAACAGGGUCGGUGGGAGGAGGCCGAGCAGCUCGAGAUACAGGCCGAGCAGAUCGAGGUACAGGUGAUGGAGACUUAUAAGAUGAAGCUUGGCGAGGACCAUCCUGACACGCUGACGAGCAUGAACAACCUCGCGUCGACAUAUUUGAAACAGGGUCGGUGGGAGGAGGCCGAGCAGCUUAACAUGCAGGUUUUGGAGACUCGCAAGACGAAGCUCGGCGCAGACCAUCCUGACACGCUGACGAGUAUGGCCAACCUAGCGUCGACAUACCGGAAUCAGGGGCGGUGGGAAGAGGCCGAGCAGCUUAACAUGCAGGUUUUGGAGACUCGCAAGACGAAGCUCGGCGCAGACCAUCCUGACACGCUAAUGAGUAUAGCUAAUCUGGCGUCGACGUACCGGAACCAAAGCCGGUUAAAAGAGGCCGAGCAGCUCGAGGUGCAGGUUUUGGAGACUUAUAAGACGAAGCUCGGCGUAGACCAUCCUGACACGCUGAUGGGUAUGGCUACUCUGGCGUCGACGUACCGGAACCAAGGCCGGUUGGAAGAGGCCGAGCAGCUCGAGGUGCAGGUUUUAGAGACUCAUAAGACGAAGCUCGGCGCAGACCAUCCUGACACGCUGAUGAUUAUGACCAACCUGGCAUCGACGUACCGGAAUCAGGGCCGGUUGGAAGAGGCCGGACAGCUUGAUGUGCAGGUGAUGAAAACUCGCAGGCAGAUGCCAGGGCCUGGGCAUCUCAACACUAUGGACGUCUCCUUGGAAACUGCCGAACAUGAUAGAUAUGUGAAUCUUGGGGAUUCCGAUUCAUCUAUUGAGAACGAGUCAGUGUUUUCUGUUCCUGUCUCUAUACCUAGCACCAGAUCUUUGGACUCUGGAAGAGGAGAAAUGGAUUCGUUGUUGAUUCAGGAGUUUGCAAACUUGCUGAAUGAAGAUGGAGUUAUGCUUUCGCUACUUUUGAUCGGCGUAUCAAAAGAAUCGAUCGGAUUUGAGCGGAUGCGCAACAAUUUUCGGAGACUGCUGAAACACUUUGCGAAUAACCUCAAGGCAGAUAUCCUCAGCGAAUCGCACCGAGACCUAAGGAGAUUUAUAAGCUCAUAUUCAGUCAUGAUCACCUGCGAGUUCUUUGCCAUGGCACCUAUUGACAAGCAACGAAAGAUCAAACCUACCGUUCUAGAGGCAGAACAUGGAAUGCCAUCCGUGGAAAAACGCCUAGCUCACCAGAGAAAAAUGGAAUCCUAUCUUCAAAGUCUACACAGUGGUGGCACUGCUCCUCAGAUAAGCCAAGGAAUUGAAGUACUCGAUCCUGACAGUGAGGAAAGUGACCAAGAGUCCGUGGCAGAGGAAGCUGGCGAGGAUGAGCCGUAUGAGGGAUCUUUGCAAAACUUGGAUCAAAUGAAGCACUUCAUUCUGGAAAGCUCUGCCUAUCAAAUCCUUCGUCGUCGGCUCAAGGAGUUUAUUCAACCCUCGCUGAACUGCCGGUUUCGGGAUCUAGUGACAAGGUGGUCAAAUCCAGGACAUAAGAACCAUGGCGAUGCUGCUCGGUAUAAACUGCGGAACCUUGUCACAGAUUUACAGGACGUGAGUCCCUUCGAGAUUCGAUUUGAACGUGACGAGAUAGGUUCUCGAUUUGUCAUAUUCAUCAGCCACUAUCAGCAUCUAAUUGAGCACUGGACUGGAGAGCCUUGGGAUUGGUGGCCGUUACCUCGCUUUCCGAGACCACUGGCAGAAUCAGAGACACGGUUACGGUGGAUGUGUGUAUGUGGCGAAGAGCGAUGGGCAGAGGUACCAAACACCCUUGCAAAGCGCCUCCAGUCGAUAAUCAGAAGUCUUCCCGUGGCUACGUCGGCAACCCAAAUUACGCAGCCUCCUCCAGAGGCACAUACUAGAUCUAACCCGAGCCCUUGCAGCGUCCAAAACAACAGUCUAAUUUCUGACCAGAGUUCCUAUGAAGAUCAUGGAGUUGAACAGCCGAACGGUUCACCCUCUAAUUUUUCGCUUCAUCGUCGACCCUCGGGAAUCAAGGCCAAUAUCGCCGACAUGAGCAUCACUCGACACUGCGUCCUCUUUCUCGCAAAAAAGGGUGGAGAUUAUAGACUCGCACAAAUCUGCGUUAGCAAUAUGAACUGUUAUACCUUCUUCAGCACCAUGAAUAAGGAGUAUUUUCGCCUGAGAGGUGUCCUGCGAGGCUGGUUCAGCGUUUGGAGAUACUCUCAUUGCGAAUUUUACAAAUUCGAGAAGUUCGAUGACCAUGAGUUUACGCUCAGAAUCAAAGAUUCAUUCCCUGACCAUGCGAACAUUGAUUACGAGUAUCAACCAAGACCGAUGGAUAACAUUCCGCCAAUCUCAGAACACGAAUUCAUGAAAAGUUUCUACGCUUGUCACAAACCACGACCACUACUUCACCUGCACCAUGAAUGUAGAAAACUCGGGGCACAUUCCUCUGACAUCCUGAAGUUCCUCCCAAAGAAAAGAACCGAACUAGAAGAGGCAGGCAACAAGCGAGAAUAUUUCUGGGGGAUCUAUGCGCGCGAAAACAUCAGCUUACGUUGGGUCAUUCUCUACAAUCUUAAGAGCCCUGGUAUGAAUAAAGGCGCCCUUACCUAA